CGCAGGAUAAACAUUUCCUCUCAGAAGAGUUCAGGAAAUAAAACAUCUUAAAUCGGCGAUGAAGAAGACGUUUCAAGGAAUGUCAACAGAUGAGAAGUUUCAAAACACGCUCUUAUCAGUGUCAACGCGCUGAUGUGCGGUCCAAUGACACCGUUACUGUGCUUGGUUCAGAUUUAACACCAUCACACCCAUGGCAGCAUGUUUGAACAUUUCUUUCAUCAAAUUGACAGAGAGCUUGGACCCCUUAAUCCUUACUGGUUUGAGGAGUUAACUGUAAGAGCUUCCAGAGAUGAAGGAUGUCCUGAAAGUUCUAAAGCUGAGGAGAAUGAGACCGUCAAAGCACCAGAAACAUCAGUCCUGGCCAGUCAGCUGUUUUCUACACCCAGAAUAUUUAAGCAGCGACACUUCCCACUGUCCCCUGAUUCCAUUCCUAAUGAAAAGUCACCAAAUGAAGGGGCUAAUGGAGAGUCGUCAGCUUUUCCCUGGACAGAAUCAAGCCCUUGUUUGUUUGGCUCAGCCAAAGAUAGUCCAAAAUUUGAUCGAUCCUCUGAAAAACAUAGAGAUUGCUUUGGCCUUCUGGAUACACCAAAAAGAUCUUUGGCACGAUCAGCAAAACAGAUAUCGGAAAGCCUUGGGGCACAAAUCAACCCUGACUUAUCCUGGACCAGCUCCUUUAAUACACCACCAUCUAUGACUCCCACCUUGAUAUUGCCAACAACAGAGGACCGGGUUCCAUCAGCAAGUAUCCUCAAAGACAAGGAAUCAGUUUUUGUGCGAAAACUGUUUCCAUCUCUCUCAAAAGACUCUGCAAAUGCUGUAACACUUAAACAUGAUGUUGUUACCAAGAGUGAGUCCAUUGAAGCUGAUGAUUUGGGAGAAAAAGUGUGCUCUCCAAAUGAAUCUCUUGAUAUAAGCAGUCUAUGGAAGCAGAGGGUUCCCAAUGCUAUCGAGGAUGGGGAUGUCCGCAACACUGUACAGAAUGUUCUUGAUGGUGCUGAGGACGUUUUGUCAAUAUUCUUCAGCAACAACACUUCAGCUCUGCGAAAAAUCAAAUCUAAAGAGAGGAUCAGGAAGAGGAUAACCAAUUCCUUAAAGGAUGUCAAAUCAGUUUUUCUAACUUCAGAGCCAGAACAGAAAUUAAAGGCUGAUACUCAAUCAAAAAGCCAGAGCAAAAAUGAUAAUUCCAUUCAAUGGACUCCACUAAGUUUAUCAGAGUCCAUACUGACUGAAGGUUGUUCAAGUACCUCUUUGGUAGACAAUAACAACACGGUGGCACCCAGUGAAACCAAUGAUGGUACUGUUUUCAAAUGCACUUCAGAAAGUAGCCAGACUUAUUCACAGAGUGUUAGACUCGAGUCUUCCCCUGAAGGAGCUCAGUGUCAGAAGUUUUUGUUGGACAAAUCGUCUGCUUUCAUGCUUAACAAAAGGCCGAGGAAAUUUGUGUAUCAAGUGGCAAGUUUAGAUAUGACAACCACUGUAACUGGGAGCAAAGCAUAUCUGCCAAAAUGUUUGGACCAAACACUUAAAGAGAGUCCUUCAGUGGAGGAGCUAUCUGUGUGCCUUAAUAAAUCCAGUUUCGCUAAUGAAAACCCAAUUGCAGAUCAAACACAGUUACAAGCUGUUGAACAGUUAUCUUUAGAACAUCUUGACCACGGUUUGGAUAUAACACAGCUUUCCAAGGCAUUUGCAGAGGAAUUCACACAAGAAAUAAUGGCAGGAGGGCUGCUUAACAUGCUGGUACAAAAUGACCAAAAGGUCCAGGUGCAAUCUAAAGCAGAGCCCGAGCCAAAAAACAAAGAUGGCAAUCACACUGACAUCUCUAAUUUGGCAGAUAUUUCUGUGAACUCCCCAAACAAGUCAACAGCUAUGACAACCUUUGAAAUCAGUCAUGACAGUGGCUGCCCCACCACUUUUUCUGAUUUGGAUCGUACAACAGCCUCAUUUGCAGACAUCAACGAGCCUUUUCCUACUUUUAAAACAGCAAACAACAAAUUCAUUUGUAUACCGAAUGAUGCUAUAAUGAAGGCAAAAGCAUCAUUAGAUGAAGCUGCAGGGGAUGGUUUUGUCAAAACCUCAAAUCAAACAAAACCAAAACAUAUUCACGCGACAGAAAAGAUGUGUAAAUCCGUUUCAAGAAGCACUCCUGCAACAAGAUCCCCUGUAGGACAAUCUAUCUUUCCUAACCAUACAUCAGGUGUGUGUGUUAGUGAGGCUUCAAAGACUGACAGUCCGAAGAAGUUUGAAAUGAAUAUUUCAAAUUGCUAUUUACCACAGUCAAAUGAAACUGAUUAUAAAACUGGUUCAAAGACAAUUAUUACAGUUUCAGAUGCUGGUCUUCAAACCCAGUCUCUUUCGAAAGAGAAAUUGGGGAGAAGUUCAGAGUCAUCAAAGCCCAUUCAUCAAAACGUGGAUUUCGAAAGAAGUGCUGACAGACAUGCUGUGUUUGACAUUAGCAGCACACAAAAACCCACCGCAGUGGACUCCAGCUGUGACGAUCUUGAAGAAAAUGGUGCUUUGACAGCAUCCCAGAAGGCUGAUGUUACUGAAUUGUGCAGUCUUUUAGAGGAAGCAAAUAGUCAGUUUGAAUUUACCCAGUACAAAUCAACAAAUCUUGGCUCACGCAACCGCACUACAGAGAGAGAAUGGGAUCCUGAUAUACUCAACGACAUUGACUUUGAUGAUAGUUUCAGCUGUGAUGUUGUCAAAGUAAAGCAUCCAAGCAAGACAAAUGCUUCUUCACUAAACACUUCUGAUCUGAUUUCUGUCAGUUCAGAUCGGAGUUCCUUUAGAUCUGAUCUGAAAGAAAAGCAAAAUGUUGCUGUGGCUUUGUCAGUGACUGAAGGAAAUGCUUUAGUUGAUGGAAUGAGGAAUGUCCUGUCCAAAUUCAGUGAUAAUUCUCAAUUCCACACUUUUGGUUUUAAAACUGCUAAAGGGAAAGCUAUAAGCAUCUCAGAAAAGAGUUUAAACAAAGCUAGGCACUUUUUUGAAGAGGACAAUAAAGAAGCCACAUUUAGUGGAGUAAUAAACAAAGAGCAUUCUAAAACUGAACCAUCAGUGAAAGCUUGUAUGAACGCAGAAAAUAACAACACUCAGACAAAACAAAAUGUAAGUUUCAGCUGUGGAGACGUAAAUGCUGCUCAUAACAUGAUACAUUGGCAAGAAGCAGGAAAUGCAGAAACGGAACCGAAUUGUUUACGUGAUAAAACAAAUGUUGUUUCUGUUGACUUAAAUAGCCGUUUUGGAUUUAGUACAGCUAGGGGAGCAAAGCUGAAAGUGUCUGAAAAGGCUCUUGAGCAAGCAAGAAUGCUUCUUGAUGUUGACAGCACAGGCGAGUCACAAACCCACAGACUUGUUCCCCAUUCUUCUGGAAAGCAUGAUUCCUCUAUGCAGUCAACUAGACUUCAGAAAACAAAAGGUCUUUGUGGAGGUGAAACCUCUAUAAAAAUAAGUCAGCCAGACUCUGGGGAGGCAAAUCAAAUAUCUGAUGGUGCAGAUAUUACUACAUUUAACAGUGAGAAUGUUUUCCAAGAACAGAAAUCUAGCAAUGCUGCUAAAGAGGUUUGUGAAAAGAUUUCUCCCUCAGAAACGUUCAUGCCUCAGCCACGGCAAGGCUACGGCUUUCAGACCGCUAGUGGGAAAGGAGUUUCUGUUUCAUCCAGCGCCCUCAAGAAGGCAAAGGCCAUUUUCAAAGACUGUGAUUCAAACAUUGACAACUUGCAAUCUGAGAAUAUGGAGGAAAUGAAGACCAAACUAGAUGUUGAAACGAAUGCAUUGAUUUCAAAUAGUAAACGUGUGACAUUUUCAGAUAUAGAAGAGUUCAAAACUGAUUUGAUUAACAACUUGGACCAGGAAGCCCCUCAGAAAGAAGUUUGUGAACUUAAAGGCCUUCAAGGUGAAUUCUCUAAGUCUAAGAUUUCUAGUAAUGGCAACUGUGGUUUCAGUACAGCAAGUGGUAAGAGGGUGUCCGUCUCAGCUGAAGCACUACAAAAAGCAAAGGAGGUGUUGUCUGAAUCAGUUGAUGGUUUAUCCUGUGCUAAUGUUUAUAAAAAGACAAAUCAGGUUGUGGAUAUCCAACUGGAUUCUAGCUCCUCAGAGAAACAUAAAGGGUUCUGUACAGCCAGUGGAAAGAAGGUGGCUUUCUCUGCUACUGGGCUGCAGAAGGCAAAGAAUCUUUUCAGAGACUGUAAAGAGGAGAGUUUAUCUACUGAAGAUCUUCAGCAACAAAACUAUAAAGGUCUCAGCAAUGUCUCAAUGGUGGGUUGCAAUGGCAUUUCCUUCAGCCCUGAAGCUGCGAAUUCUUCUGGAAAUAAUGUAGUAUUUUCUACAGCAGGUGGGAAGAAAAUUUCUGUGACUGCCCUGCAGAAGGCAAACAGCCUCUUAAAAGAUUGUGAAGAGCAGAGUUUAGCUUCUAGGACUCUUACACACCAAGGCUGCAAAGGCUUCACAACUACCAGUGGUAAAAAUGUUAUGGUCUCUGAAAAAGCACUAAGUGAGGCUAGAGCAGUAUUUGCAGGCUGUGAUGAGACUUCUUUAAGUCUUGAGCUUAAAAAGUCUUCAAAAAACAAUGUAGGAUUUUCUACAGCAGGUGGAAAGAGGGUGACCAUCUCUGAUACUACUCUGCAAAGGACUGUGAACCUUUUUGAAGACUGUGAGGAGAGUUUAGGUUCUUUGAGUCUUAAGCACCAAGGCUGUAAAGGCUUCACUACUGCCAGUGGUAAAGGUGUUACUGUCUCGGAAAAAGCUCUGAGUGAGGUUAGAACAGUAUUUUCAGACUGUGAUGAAGCCUCCUUCAGUCAUGAGCCUAAAAAUAUUUCGGGAAACAAAAUAGGAUUAUCUACAACUGGUAAGAAGGUGAAUACUGACCUGGAAAGACCAAAAAACAACUUUGAAGAUUGGGAAGAAGAGAGUUUAGCUUCAAGGAAUCUUAAGCACAAAGGCUGUAAAGGCUUCACCACUGCCAGUGGUAAAAAUGUUACUGUGUCCGAAACGGCACUAAAUGAGGUUAGAGCGGUAUUUGCAGGUUGUGAUGAAGCCACCUUCAAUCUUGAGCCUAAAAAGUCUUCAGGAAACAACAUAGGAUUUUCAACAGCAGGUGGGAAGAAGGUGACCGUCUCCUCUACUGCUUUGCAAAGGGCCCAAAUUCUCUUUAAAGAUUGUGAAGAAGAAAAAGAGGAAUUUGAAUCAGAGAAAUCUCCACUUCCAACUAAGAGUUUUCAUGCAAGAAGUGAGGACAGUGUGGAUGGAAACCUUAAGUUUGAGCAAAUAAACAAGAAAAAUUCCAGAUUAAGCACUGAUAGUCGUAAAGUUGUAUCUGUAACAAAAGUGACCAUGGAGGAAACAUCAACAUUUUUCAAAGAGUUUGAUAACCAAGUUACUGCUACUGAUAACCAACUGCUACUAAGGGAUUCCUCAAAACAUUGCCCUCAGCACAAAGACAGACAAACCAAAGCCACUCUACAUCCUAAAGCAGCUCGUAAUGAACCUGCACACUUAGACUUGCACUCUUUGGAUUUUAACAGUUGCACAGACACUCAGCAGAUGUACUUUGAGCAGGAAGCAAUGGCUUGCACUAAAGCUCUACUGGAAGAUGAUGACUUGAAUGAAUCAGCUGGAUUGAUUAGUUCAGAGGACAUUGAUAACAAAAGAAGUCCAUCUUUUCGUCAUACACAGACAAUGGAAUCUGUUGACCAGAACAGGAAGAGGAAAAGUCAGGUUGAUGCCAGCUGUGUUACAGAUUCAGGUCAGCCUCCUUUGAAAAGACAACUUCUCUCUGAGUUUGACCGGACAUUACGUGCAAAAACCUCUGUCCUCACACCACUAAAAAGCUGUCCAAAUGGAACUCUAAAAGACAGACGUGUAUUUAAAUAUAAUGUCCACCUCAAGCCGUAUGUCACGAGUCCAGUCUUGCUUCGUGUGGACCAAAAGUCCAACAACAUUGAAGAAAAUUGUUCUACUGAAUCUGUCCAAAAGAGAUGCAUUUUGUAUCCUAUUGGAGGGGUAUUCAAUCCCCCUUUUCAAAAGGAUAUGAAUUCCGCAACAUCAAACAGUCAGGAUGCCUCUAAAGUGUCCAGUGGUAUUGGUCUAUCAUUUAAUGUAGUAAACCAAGAAAAAAAUCCUAAUAGCAAGGAAAUUGACCAAAUUAUAGAAAUUUCUAAAUCACAUUGUGACCGUGAUAAACAAUAUUGUAAUGAGAAGAACCAAGAUUCUAAGCCUAAAUCAAUCUCUUCAGUGCAAAGCACACCAUUGAACAUUGGGAACUUUGACAAAAAAGCAUUUCAUGAGUCAUUGCAGCUAGCCAGAGAUAUGCAAGACAUGAGGCUCAGAAAGAAGAAAAGGCAGACUAUCCAUCCUAUACCUGGCAGCCUUUACCUUGCUAAGACUUCUGGUGUUUCCAGAAAAAGUCUGAGAGACGCUGUGGGAUGUACAUGUCCUGGUCAAUACGCACAGGACGAGUUGUAUCAACAUGGUGUGCAUCACAAAGUCUUAGAAGUAACCAGUGAAAAUGCUGAAUCAUUCAGAUUUGACUGCAGUGACUACUUCAAACAUGAGCUCCUCAUGGAGUCUAGAGCUGUGCGGCUAGCAGAUGGAGGCUGGUUGGUUCCAGACAGUAAGGGUACUGUUGGCAAAGAAGAAUUCUUUAGUGCAUUAUGUGACACCCCUGGUGUUGAUCCCAAACUGAUCAGCGAUGCCUGGGUGUUUAACCACUAUCGAUGGAUUAUAUGGAAACGGGCCUCUAUGGAAAGAACUUUUCCUAAUUUGAUGGGCGGCCUGUGUUUGACCCCAGAGCAAGUACUUCUACAGCUAAAGUUCAGGUAUGAUGUGGAAGUAGACAACAGUCAGAGAUCUGCUCUCAGGAGGAUAAUGGAGAGGGACGACACUCCAGCUAAAACAUUAGUGCUUUGUGUAUGUGGUGUUGUGCAAACAUGCCAAAAUCCAGAGAAGAGCAUGAAAGAUGACAAAACUCCCAAUGCAAAGAUGGAGUCCUGUGUGAUAUGGCUUACAGAUGGCUGGUACUCCAUCAAAAGCUUGUUGGACCCUCCACUCUCUGCCAUGCUAAACAAGGGACGUCUCAAAAUUGGAGAUAAAAUCGUGACCAGUGGAGCCGAGUUGGUUGGUUCCCAAGAAGCCUGUCCUCCACUGGAAGCUCCUGAAUCUCUGAUGCUAAAGAUUUCAGCCAACAGCUCAAGACGAGCUCGGUGGGACACCAAGUUGGGGUACUAUCGUGACCCACGGCCUAUCAGGCUCCCGCUUUCAUCACUGUACACUUCUGGUGGUGUUGUGAGCUGUGUGAACCUGUUGGUGUUGAGAAGUUAUCCCACUCAGUGGAUGGAGAAGAAGCCCAAUAGUGUGUUUUUAUUUCGCAAUGAUCGUGCUGAAGAUCGAGAGGCCAGAAAACACAGCAACUCAAAACACAAAUCCAUGGAUCUCCUAAUUUUCAAAAUCCAGACCCAGUUUGAAAAAGAAAUAGAGGGUCAAAAGAAAAAGCGAGGUCAAAGGAGGACAUUUAGCCGGCAUGAGCUUGAAACCCUGCAGGAUGGGGAUGAGUUGAAUGAGGCAAUGGAGCGAGAUCCUGCUGUUGAGACCCAUCUUAGCCACAAGCAAAUGGAAGCAGUGAGUAAGUACAGACGCUGUCUAGAGGAAAAAAGACAAGCAGAGCUACAAGAGCGGGUGCAGAAGGCUGUAAUGGAGGCCCAGGAGGCUGAGGGUGGGUGUCCCAAUCGAGAUGUCACUCCAGUUUGGAAACUCAGUGUUAUCGAUGCCAAUGACCUGCAGAGCAACUGUGUGUACACACUGAAUAUCUGGCGCCCAACGCGAGAAUUGCAAGGCUUGCUAAAAGAGGGGCACAAAUACAGAGCGUAUCACCUUGCUACAUCAGAGGGGAAGAAACGUUCCGGCAUUGCUCACAUCCAGCUCACUGCCACCAAGAAAACACUUUUUCAAGAUAUUGAGGUGUCUCCGGAAUGGUUGCAUCAGCAUUUUCAUGCUCGAGAAUGUGUGCACUUCAAAGAACUUCAGAACCCCCAUUUCAGCUCACCUGGUGGGGAGGUGGACAUUGUGGGAUAUAUCGUCUCCAUAGAGGGAAAGCAAGGCCAUUGCCCAGUACUGCAUCUUGUGGAUGAGAACUUUGACCUGGUCUCUGUGAGAACCUACAGUAGUCUGGAGCAGUUAGCGAUUGAAGAGCUGGUAAAACCACGAGCACUGGUUGCUCUUUGUAAUCUUCAGGUUCGACUGCUCUCUGGGCCUGUGCCAAGCCUUUAUGCAGGAGAACAAGCUUUAUUCUCCAUAAACCCCAAAGAAUCUUAUCUGCAAGAGGCUAUGGGUCACCUGAAGACGUUUGUACAGAACUAUGAGAAGUUUUUCAGCAUUGCGGAGGAGAAGGUGUCAGAUGUGGUUCCUUCAGGUGUCUUGGGUUCUUUUCAGUCUCCAAGAACUCCUGGUGUGCAGCCUAUUCCAAAAAUGAAUGGCACGGUUACCCCACAGCAGAAAAGCAGCAUUUUCUCGCCUUUCACACCACUCAAUAGAAGAACUCCUGCAUCUACAAGUAACAGUGACGUAAAAGAUCCUAAAAACUUGAAGAGAAAACGAGGUUUAGACUACCUUUCACGUAUACCGUCCCCUCCGCCUUUGAUUCCUCUGAAAACCAGAGCUUCUCCCUGCAUUAACAAAACCUUCAAUCCGCCCCGGAAAUCAGUGACCCCCAAACCUCCACAGAAAGAGUGUUCCCCAGCAUCACGUCCUCCACCAGGAGAGGAGAAGUGGGUACAUGAUGAAGAGCUGGCCAUGAUCGACACACAAGCGUUAGUGGAUGGUCUGAUGGACGACUGAGAGGAAAAGAGUGAAUCUCCUGCUGAAACACUAAAUGUGAGUUGACUCGGCAUCAUAGACACUGAGAACAAAAGAUGAUGAAGCUACUGUUUGUGCUGUGUUGGAAAAGAAAGCAAGUGGCUUGCUUUCUGGUUUACUGUGGUUCUCUGAUGGUAGUUUAUAUGAAAGAACUGCACCUUUUUACAACCAAUGCAAUCAUUUUUAAAUUUUGAUUGUACUACUGUAAUUCAGAAGUUAGUCAUGUUCAAAAAAUAUAUGUAAAGAGAUGUAAAAAUGUUUAUAUUUUAAUUUUUAUUAAAAAGAUGGAAAGUAA
Molecule: messenger RNA, 9139 nt
Organism: Danio aesculapii
Lineage: Eukaryota; Metazoa; Chordata; Actinopteri; Cypriniformes; Danionidae
Gene: brca2
Product: BRCA2 DNA repair associated
Exons: 27
Coding region: 199-8826 (2875 amino acids)
Biological process (GO): double-strand break repair via homologous recombination; regulation of DNA-templated transcription
Cellular component (GO): nucleus
Source: RefSeq, a predicted model, not a curated record